Messenger RNA from Cydia strobilella, 4721 nucleotides. It is a transcript of the gene sbm, whose product is annotated as b(0,+)-type amino acid transporter 1. Gene Ontology annotation, molecular function: L-amino acid transmembrane transporter activity. The record is from RefSeq and is a predicted model, not a curated record. Gene Ontology annotation, biological process: amino acid transmembrane transport. Lineage: Eukaryota; Metazoa; Arthropoda; Insecta; Lepidoptera; Tortricidae. The transcript is spliced from 13 exons. The coding region runs from base 500 to 2149 and encodes 549 amino acids. Gene Ontology annotation, cellular component: membrane.
CAUUAUUUGGAAUGUAUUGUUGCAUACAUAGAAUUUACCAGUGGCCGGCUUAGGCAAGGAAGGUUGAGUUCAGAUCAGUGUCGAAUCUCGCCGCGUUGAUCGGUGGGCGGGCGGCGCCCACGUGGUCCCUCGCGCCGGGAAUAGCCAGUACAUCGCGCAACCGCCUCACGCUUACAUCUUCCACAAUCCACGCCCAACUUUACACAUCAGUUUUAAUUCUGCUUUUACUAAGAUUAUCUCAAUGUGUAAUGUUAAAAAUCCGUCUGCCUAAAUCUAGACUCAGCAAUCAAUAAGUAAAUAUAAGUAGUUGUUAUAUGUCAGUUUAAAGUGUGAAACGAUAAUAAAAAUUGUGAUUUUACUACAUUUUCUGACGUCGUAGUGGACUCGAAAAACUCAGUGUCGGUGGGUGUCAGUGCCGGGAGGUAUUUUGAAUCGGGAAUAGUGCAUAUAUCGGUGUGAGAGGUGGAGUGGAGCGAGGCGCGGCGUGGCUGCGCGGGCGAUGCGUGAGAAACUCGCGGCGCUGCUGCGUAGCGCGGUGCGUGCGCCGCCGGCCAGCGCGGACAAGCUGCGCGCAGGCGCCAUUGAUCCCGUCAUCAUCUUCCCAGAUGAAGGGAGCGUACACGAAAGCGGACUGGUAUGGCGCGGGUGCUCCGCCAGCUUCGACGCCGAAGACGGCGCGACAGGAGCGCUCACCGACGGUAACUCCAAUCCAGGAGACAAGUUGGAGGGGUCGGACUCAGCUCAGGACGACCCUGUUCACCUCAAGAGACGGGUGGGACUCUUCAGUGGGGUGGCUCUAAUUGUCGGCACCAUGAUAGGAUCUGGAAUAUUCGUCUCGCCCUCUGGGCUGCUGGAGCGCACUGGUUCGGUGGGCAUCAGCUUCAUCAUUUGGAUGGCGUGUGGCCUACUCUCAUUGCUGGGAGCGCUCGCGUACGCGGAGCUGGGAACUAUGAACACGUCGUCGGGUGCCGAGUAUGCGUACUUCAUGGACGCCUUCGGAGGACCACCCGCGUUUCUAUUUUCCUGGGUGUCAACUCUGGUGCUGAAACCGUCGCAAAUGGCAAUCAUCUGCCUAAGCUUCGCCAAGUACGCAGUGGAGCCGUUCGUGAGUGAAUGCGAACCGCCCGAUGCGCUUGUCAAACUGGUAGCGGUCAUUUCAAUAGUGAUGAUAUUAGCGGUGAACUGCUACAGCGUGAACCUGGCCACAAACGUCCAGAACAUCUUCACCGCCGCGAAGUUAGUCGCAAUCGCCAUCAUCGUCUGCGGCGGCGCUUACAAACUGAUAUUAGGUAAUACGCGACAUUUACAGGAGCCCAACUUCUCGACUAGCACCGCCACCUUCGGCAACAUUGCCACGGCCUUCUACACCGGCCUGUGGGCCUACGACGGCUGGAACAAUCUCAACUAUGUCACUGAGGAAAUUAUGAAUCCAUCCAAAAAUCUCCCAUUGAGCAUUAUAAUUGGCAUCCCACUGGUGACUCUGUGCUAUGCGCUAGUGAACGUGUCGUACCUGACUGUGAUGUCAGUGAGCGAGAUGGUGGACAGCGAGGCGGUGGCCGUCACGUUCGGGAACCGCUUGCUGGGGCCCAUGGCGUGGCUCAUGCCGCUGGCCGUCACCAUAUCGACAUUUGGUUCCGCGAAUGGCACUCUGUUCGUUGCUGGAAGGUUGUGUUUCGCCGCGUCCAGGGAGGGUCACUUGUUGGAUAUCCUCUCCUACGUCCACGUGCGCCGCUUCACACCAGCUCCAGGUCUUAUUUUUCAUUCCCUGAUCGCUGUUGCUAUGGUGUUGUACGGAACUAUAGACUCGCUGAUUGAUUUCUUCUCUUUCACGGCGUGGAUAUUCUACGGGGGCGCCAUGCUGGCGUUGAUCGUCAUGAGACGCACCAAGCCCCAUGCACCGAGGCCCUAUAAGGUGCCCAUUAUAAUACCGUACAUCGUACUUCUGGUGUCAACGUAUUUGGUAAUAGCUCCGAUAAUCCAGACGCCUCAAUGGGAAUACCUGUACGCUACUGGUUUCAUAUUCGGAGGCAUGUUGGUUUACCUACCCUUCGUGAAAUGGGGUUAUUCUCUGCCGUUCAUGGAUAAAAUUACCGUAUUCUUGCAAAUGCUAUUGGAAGUGGUGCCAACGUCGACGACAUUUGAAUAUUGAAUUAGUCUACGCUGGACUAUAAAUAAAGCAUUUUGUGAAAGUUAAGUGUUAUAUUACGUAAUCUUAUUUUGCAGAUGUAACAAUAGGAUUGCCGGCGAAUUAAGUGUACUUAAACAUAUUUUUAGCAAUAAAUGACAACCUAAUUUUGUGAUUUAAAUUUAUACAAUGUUCAAACGACCGGUUAGAUUUUUAAAGUGAACAAUUAGGUACCUACUUUAUCUAUAUAAAACAUACCUACACUUCUCAAUAUAUAAAUGAAGUUUCGAAAUACCUACUUUUAAGUUUUAAUUUCAUUACAAAACAUGAUAGGUAUAUACACGGACUAAAAUUAUUUCAAAACGUUAAAUUUAAUAACGGAACUCGAAAAAACAUUUGUAGGUAUGUACUUAAGUAAUAGAUAAAAGGAGAGAUAACUACCUAUCAAACUCAUAUUCAAUUCAUAAAUUUGCUAGUAGUUAAAAUUACUGAAAUGUAAAUGUUGAUUUCUUAAUGUUAAUAAUUUAAGAAAAGCAAUAAUAAUGUUAGUGUGUAUCGUUUUGCUACAUUUUAAUACAAAAAAUAUUAAAUUUUACAUAGAUAUGUUAAACGAAUCUUCUAAAAACAGAUUCAUUAAUAUUUUCAGGUUUCUGCUUACUUCGAUACAAUUGAUAUCUCCAGAAAUCUGAAAUAAUUUAUUAGCAUAGACAGCAUGAGGAUGUUACAACACAUUGUUACAUUUCAUGUAUCAAGCUUGCAUGCAAACACGUACGUAUUUGCAUUUUUGUAACAAAUUAUACCUACCUAUAUAUUUUCUGAAGUUCUGAAUUAAUUGCGAUAUAAAACAAUAAAAACGUUUAUUUAAUGUUGUACCUACAUUGUAGCGAAACGAUCCACCUUUAAGUGUUAUUUUGACUGAAAGACGUAUUAAGUUCUAUGUCGAAAAGUAAAGAUGCAUUAUAUAUCGACGGUGGAAAUUGUCUUGUAACCCAGUUCCUUUUCACCUGUAGGUACCAAUGUCAUCGGCUAAUGAAAUCUCGGUACCUACUACUUAGGUUGACUAUUCUUUUUGUGUCAUCAAAACAUCAUAAAGUAUACCUAUAGCCGUGCUAAAGAUAUGUCAUAAUAGAUCUUAAACGUGAUAUGAUUUUAAAAUGUGUGUAGAAUACUUAUUAAUAUAUAGACAUUGACUUUACCAAUGUUGUUUAUCGUUUAGAGGAAAAUGUUACAUAUUUUGUUUUAAAGUUUGUAGUUUAUACAAUAUUUAGGAGGACUACUUACUGUACGGCAUUAAAUUAUGCAAAUAGUUACCGAAGAAGACAGCGAGUGAAUCAAUGCAUUGCUCAUUUCAUUAGUUUGCACGAAUCAUUCCUAUGGGGCCGUGCAACUAGAGAUAUAGCUUCGUAAUGGAUAGUGUAUUUUUUCAACUACAUUAGAUAUAGUAAAUAUUGACAUAGGGUGUACCAGGUUAGUCUGGUACAGCGAUUACGCCCCGGCAGCUCAAAGGUUCUAGAAGGAAUGCUUCCGGCUGGGGACGCAGAGCUUAUCUCGAUCGUGCUAAGGCCCUGUUUGCGUCACUAUGAGUGAUUGUGCUAAACUCAUAGUUGUAGUUCGCCACCUCAUCUGCAUAGUGAACUUUAGAUUAAAACAUUUAAAGUGUCUCAAAUUGAUUUACUCUAUGUAUAUAUUUUUUUGGAUAUUUGUUUGCGAUGGCUGCAAGAUUUUUAUGGAUAGCUACAGUAUUCAUAAGGGUGCAAUCCCAAUUUCUGUUUUCAUUAUUUUAACCAGUAUUCAGUUGAAUAUGAAUUGUUUCACAAUCCCAUGUAAAGACUAAAGUGUGUUUUAACUAAUAAUGUUUAAUUAUUCGACGGCUGAGUUUUGCGAUCGGUAAAAUUUGGUCCUAUCAUUCCUUACCGGGGCAGAACGACGCUGCCUGUGAGGGCUAUGGUUUUUAUGACAAUGUUAUUUUUUAUAUUUAUUAAUGAUAUGAUAAGUAAUCCGAGUUUUUUUAUAUAAAAGUAUACGUAGGUAUAUAGACAGUACUUAAACAAUUGAUCUUAAACCUUUUGAACGCCAAUGACCGAUAUAUACGCACCGCAGGUUCAACGCCAAAGUCCGAUUAAUCGGUCAUAUGUAUACCACAGAGCAACAAAGACCUACAUGCAUAUACAUAAAGUUCAAUUUCAGUUUUGACACCUCGGUCGUAUUAUAUAAUCUGUGCUUCGGUGACGUGGCAUCUGGAUGACAGCUUUUGUGUUCGACACGGCGUCCAAAAGGUUAAUUACCCAAAGACACAAUUAUAUAUAGCCAGAUUGUUCUUGGCCCAACCUGCAGCAUAUAUCAUGCUCUAUAAAGAUAUACCUACGUAAUAGCUAACAUCAAACUUUAAGUGAAGUACCUACAAAGUAAAAAUGGGCCCACGUACACGCCUAACGAUGUGAUAUUGUUAUGGGUAGAACCAAUGGUUUUAUUUUGUGUACUCAAAGAAUAUCAUUAAAUAACACAUAUGGCUACAUCUCUUCAAAAGAGAAAAAUGUUUAUUGUUAUACACUACCAUUGAUUAAAUAUAAAUUUUAAUUAAAUACAAUAAAGAAAA